Cyclocybe aegerita is the source of this 1572-nucleotide messenger RNA. NCBI's taxonomy places the organism in Eukaryota, Fungi, Basidiomycota, Agaricomycetes, Agaricales, Hemipholiotaceae. The record is from the annotation of a GenBank genome assembly.
AUGUCGACAGGCGAUACAACCAACAGUAUUUCCAUUUCCCCACCCGGAUCCGAUGAGCCAGCCUCGCAAUGGGCUCGCUCAACUCUCUCUGCGCUCGACACCGAGCAUACCAACACCACCGGUCAACCUCCAAGCCUCUCGUCGAAUUCAUACCCGUAUAGCGUUGAGAAAGUCGAUCGAGGAUUCACACAACACACCCCGGAUAGUCCUGGAGUAAAGGUUCCUGGAGCGUUCCCUGGCGCAUCCUCCCAAGCGAAGGACGUCGGGGGAAAUGCUCAAAAUGUCAAGCAGACUGCGCUGGAUGCUUUAGAGACAGCGAAGGGAUACGCGUACAACGCUGGCGGGGUGGCAAAGGAGUACGCUCAGUCGGCUGGUCAGGCCGUUGGCGAAUACAUCCCGCCUAGCGUCUCUGCAUACUUUCCUGGAGGUCUGUCGAAGGAAAGCCACGAAUACAGCCUCCCAUCCCAGGAAACAUCUUCAAACGAACACCCUUUCACAUCCGGCGGCGUAGGCACCCUGCCUGGGCCAGCGAACGAGCCUUCCGUAGCGCUUCUCCCAGACGAACGCAACAAGGGCACUAGCACGGCUUCCUCAACCGGCGCUUCAAAGACUCAGACUUCGCCCAUCAUCACCACGACCAACAACGGCUCCGUUGCACCGCCCAUCUCUUCAAUCCCCCAACCUCAGGCCACUUCAGCCAAAGAAAAAGAAAUUAACAAUGGUGGUAUCCCAGAGACGAUGUGUGGCGAGACCAGCGUCGCGAAGCUCCCCGAAGAGCGGCGCCAGGAUAAUCUCUUCUCACAUGACGGCCACGCGGCAACUGCGCCGGGGAAGACAGGUGGAGUGGGUGUUCUACCUAGCCCAACGAGCAACGCAGGCGCGGCGAAGCUCCCUGAAGCUGAAGAGGUCCGGCAAAAGAACCUCCCGUCGCACGGUUUAGGUGGCGUCUCGGCUAUUGGAACGACCGCUGGUGUAGGUGUGCUCCCCGGUUCGAAGAGCGAACUAGGCGGGGCGAAGUUACCUGACAAGCGCGCGCACCUCCACCCACCCACUCAGGAAAAAGUCGUGAGCGCCGGAAGCGGGACGGAUGGCGCAAGCACAGAUGCGAGCACGCGCAGCCUCGCAGGGAGCCGUGUUGUACCCACCGGCAGCCACGGUGCCGCGUUUACGGGUUUGGGUUCGCCUGAAAGCCAGAUGCCAAUCCACCACGACGCACCCAAGGCCGACGCACGCGAGCACCCGCUAGCUACCGACGAGGAGAAGAAGUUCGCCGGCAACGUGUUCAAAAAGCAAUCCGCAGGCACGGUCACCCCGCCCCGAGUGUCGUCUGAUAUCGCUACUCCCGGACACGAAUACCCUCCAUCAGGGACUAAAGGCGGCGCUGUAGGCGCUGGAGCCGGCGGGCUCGCAGGCGCCGGUGGGAGGAGGGGUUCAGAGGGGAUGGCCGAGCACGACCACAGGAAAUCCGGGUUUAUGGAUAAGCUGAAAGGCGAGAUGAAGGUCAUUUCGGGGAAGCUUGGGCACAACGAGGAGAAGGUUGAGGCGGGACGGAAGAUGAUGGGGAAGAAUUAA